Messenger RNA from Dentiscutata heterogama, 1996 nucleotides. Lineage: Eukaryota; Fungi; Glomeromycota; Glomeromycetes; Diversisporales; Gigasporaceae. The record is from the annotation of a GenBank genome assembly.
AUGGCUUCCGUUAAAACAUAUUCAAUCUCAAGUAACUCUACAACAGCUUUUAAUACAGCAACAACAGUUGUUUCAACAGUUACUGAUGUAGUAGCUCUCUAUGUGCCUCUAAUCACUGCAGUAAAAAUUUUAGUUGAUGAAAUUUAUAAAAUUUGUAAUGCUGCAGAAUCUUUUGAUAAAUUUAAAAAAAUUUUGACAAAAGUUAAAGAUUUUACUAUGGAUGUAUCGAAUCUUAAAGGGUUUAAAAGGUUUAUUAAUGCACAAGAUGUAAAAACUAGAUAUGAAGGUUUAACAAAAGAAUUUGAUGAAUGUAUGCAAGACCUGCAUUUUGCUGUCGUUGUUAAUAAUCUAUUUGAUAAAGAAGAAGAAACUCAAAAUAUUGAUAAAGAAUUAAAAGAAGUUAGUCAACUUCUUAACAAACUCGGUGAUCAAUACGAAAAGUUGGCACAAGACGUAAACAUUAUGAAAGCUAACAAACAAGCAAGUGAAAUCAAUGAAAACAAGAUUAAUGAAAAUGAAUUAGUUGAUCCUACAUUUCGAAAAGAUGAUUAUGUACGUGGCAAUGUUGUCAAAAAGAUUUAUAAAUCAUUAAACGUUGAAGUUGCAUGCAAACCUGUUGAAAAUUCCGAACGUCAUGAAUCUGAAUUAACAAUUCUUAGCAAAAUAAGUCAAUCACCUCAUAUACUCCGUUUUUAUGGUCAUUCAACUGUUAAUAACCGUCAAGUUAUGGUUUUUGCAUGGGCUGAGCUUGGAACUUUAAAAGAACUUUAUAAUAAAUUUGAUAUUCCUUGGCCUAGAAAAAUACAAAUGAUUAAUGAUAUUUGUCGUGGUAUUUCAUUUUUACGUACUGUAAAUAUUUUUCAUCAUGAUCUUAGAUGUGAAAAUAUUUUUGUACUACGUAACUUGAACGUAAAAAUUGGAAAUUUUAAACAUGCUCGAAAAAUAGAUGAUAAUUCUCGUAACCUUAAAGAUUUAUUAGUUGAUAUUAUUCGUUGGAUGGCUCCUGAAUUAAUUGAGAAAAAAUAUAAGGAAGGAAGUAAACAUGUAAACGAAAGAGUUUAUACUUUUGAUUGUGAAAUGUUCAGUUUUGGAAUGCUUAUUUGGGAACUUUGUUAUGAAAAGGUUCCUUAUGAAAAUUGGGAUGUGCCACGAAUCAUAGAUCAUGUUUUAAAGGGUAAGAGAGAAAAUGUUUCUGAAGGAAGAUUUAAAAAUUCUGAUGAUAAAGAAAUUCAGAUAGAAUUUAUUAAGAUCAUUAAUAAAGCAUGGCUUCAUACCCCAAAUUCACGAAUAUCUAUUGCGGAGCUAAGCUAUAAACUUGAUGAAUUGGCUGAAAAAUAUCCACUUCCUCAUGAUACACCAUUGCUUUUACAGAAUAAUGAAUUAGAUUUUGAAGGAAAGAAUUGUCAAGAUUAUACAGAAUGUUUGUCGCCAAAGUUAGAAAUAAAAAUUGAGGAUCAGAUAAAUCAAGUUAUUACGGAAUCCUUACUUCCAAGCUUUGAUGAUGAUCCUGAGGAAAUUAUUGAGGAAAAUGAUAUUAUUGUGCCACUUGAAGAUGGUGUAAAGUUGCAUAAUGCAAAGAAAUAUGAAGAUGCAUGGAAAUGUUUCAUACAAAAUUCUGAACUUCCUGCUGCAAAAUUCUGGCAAGGUUAUUACUAUUACAAUGGAUAUUUCGUAGAAAGAGAUCUAGAUAAAGCCAGAAAUCUUUUUAAAGAAGCUGCUAAUGAAAAUCAUACUGAAUCACAAUAUCGGUAUGCGGUUAUGUUACUUUCUAAAAAAGAGGAUGAUGAAACUGCAAAAGAUAAAAAUCGUCAGGAAAUUAUACGUUAUUUUAAAUUAGCGGCUGAAAAGAAAAAUAUUGAUGCAAUGUAUUAUUUGGGUGAUAUUUAUUUGAAUGGAAAACUUAGAGUACCUAAAGAUGAAGAGCGUGGAUUAAGUUAUUUAAAAUUAGCUGCCAAAAGUAAUAAUAAGAAGGCAUUAGAAAAAUUAGAGAAGCUAG